Molecule: messenger RNA, 3282 nt
Organism: Durusdinium trenchii
Lineage: Eukaryota; Dinophyceae; Suessiales; Symbiodiniaceae
Source: the annotation of a GenBank genome assembly
AUGCUUCGUCUCGUGACUUUUCUGGGCAUUUGGUCCUGGGCAGCCGCUGGCUUCUGUGCGUUCACGAGCGACGAGUCGACCCAGACAUGGCCGGCGGGCUGGCGUGAGGGGCUCCGAGCCUUGCAUGACCUCUUCGGCUGUGAGGGCUACAACCGGGGCGCCCGGCCCUCGCCGGGCACCGUCGCCGAGCUGCUGGCGGCGCUGGACAUGGAGGACGACGGCACCGAGGGCAGCAUCGAUCUGCAACGCUUGAAGAGGAGCUACCGUGAUCUCUCAGUGAAGCACCAUCCGGACAAGAGCUCUGACUCGGGCCGACGCUUUCAACAGCUCCGGGAUGCCUUUGAGAUCCUGGAAGAUCCUGUGAAGCUCUUGCUGUACGACACCGGUGGUUUGGAGCUUCUACGACGCUACGAGGCGCAUGCGGAGGAGGUGCCGCAAACCGAGAACUUGGAGAUCUCGCACCAGAUCAGCUUGGAGGAUGCCUACGCAGGAGGGAGCUACAAGUUGGAAUAUUCUCGCCAUGUGGUUUGCCUCUCCUGCCGCUUGCAGCCCCGCCUGCCGCGCUGUCGGCGGUGCCAAGCAUGCCCGGAUGAGAUCGAACAUCGGCAGGUUUGGGUGAACUCAUUUGAGUACUAUGUGAAAGAACUUCGAAAGCCAAGCCCCGAGCGCUGUCGUCGUGGCACCGAGUUCCUCCCCUUCGCCGUGGAGCGCGGCAGCUCCAGCGGCGACCGACUGCGCUUCGAGGGACGAGCGGAUCAGCUGCCAAGCCACGUACCUGGUGAUGUGCUGGUCACACUGCAGAUCAAGCCGCACCACGUGUUCAAGAAGGUGGGCGCCGAUUUGGUGAUCCAUCUUCGAAUCUCUUUGAUGGAGGCGCUUUUGGGCUUUCAGCGUGAGAUACAUCACUUAGAUGGACAUUUGGUCCAGGUCUCACUGCCCCGUGGCAGCGUGCUACAGCCAGAGGAGCUAUUGGUCGUGGAGGGCGAGGGGAUGCCAUUGCAUGAUGAUCCCUCCAGCUACGGCCGGCUUUUAGUACGCUUCACCAUUGACUUCCCAGAGACUUUGGCUGGAGAUGGCAGAGGACUUUGUGCCAAGCUCCGCAGCGAACGCUUUGGAGGAGGCUUUGAGGAUGGCUGGUUGAGGAGCAAGAAGCCCUUCAUGAACUGCUUCCAGAAUCCAAAGAUUUUGCGGACUCUUGAUUUGUCGCAGACUCAACGGCAAAGAAUUCUCGGAACGGACCCUUGUGUCCAUCCCCGCGUCAUCUGCGACCACGGUCACGUGGUGUUGCUGAAUGGCUCGGCGCUGGGCUGGCGGACGCUGCCGGAGAGCAUUGGACACCUGCAAGGCUUGAGGCAGCUCUUCUUGCGCAACAACCACUUGAGCUCAUUGCCGGAAUCUUUCGGAAAUCUUACGGAAUUAGUGUUUUUGUACUUGGAGAACAACCACUUGAGCUCGCUGCCACACUCCUUGGGACAACUGAAGAGCUUAUGGCACCUCUACUUGCAAAACAACCAGUUGACUUCACUGCCGGAGUCUUUGGGCAACCUCCAGAGCUUGCUGGUGCUCUACUUGGAGAAGAACCAGUUGACUUCACUGCCAGAGUCUUUGGGCAACCUCACCAACUUGCUGCAGCUCUUUUUGCGGAGGAACCGGUUGAGUGGUUUACCGGGGACGCUGGGAAACCUACGAAGAUUGCAGUGCCUUCAUGUGCACGAGAACCGGUUGAGAUCUUUGCCCUCAUCCUUGGGCAAUCUUCAAGGCUUAGAGAGCCUCUUCUUGCAAGAGAAUCAGCUGACUUCACUGCCGGACUCUUUGAUCAAGUUGACGCAACUGAAGCGCCUCCACGCGCAGCACAAUGACUUGAGAUCAUUUCCAAAUACAUCAGGGACCCUUCUUCCUUGGCAAGUCGCUCUACUGCAGCACAACCGGAUGUCAAGUCUGGAGGCCCUUUGUGACCUACCUUACCUCACUACGCUCUACUUGCAUCACAACCAGCUUCGGAACGAGAUUCCUACGUGCAUUGGCAGCUUGGACGAUUUGCAAGUCCUUACACUCCACAGGAAUGCUUUGACGGGACCAAUUCCUCCUAGGUUGGCCCAGUUGCCUCGACUGAAAGUGCUGACUUUGCAUGGGAACCGUUUGAUGGGAUCCCUGCCAGCCACAUUUCACACAUCAGCACAGCUCCUGUUCUUCUCGGCCUUUUCCAAUGACUUCACUGGACAAGUGCCACCCAUGAAGCUUCAGGCUGGUUGCAUAGAUGAUGAGUCGUUUUGGAUGGAUGCACCAGUGAAGGGCACUUCGACAUCUUACACAGUUACGUGUGAUGUACUGGGAAGGCUGCUGAGUAUCGAGAGUCUGGAGCUGACAAAACGACAGUACCAGGAGAUUUUGGAUGCUUGUCCUCAGGUGCACCGCCGUUGCAAGGAUGCCCCUUCCAGAGGGCCCACGCUUCUGUUGCAGAGCAAUCGUUUGUCUUGCACUUUGCCGCUGCAAGUGGCUGCAGACAACUCAUCGGACUUGCGAUCGUUGAUGGUGGUGGGCAACAUGCUUGGCACUGAGUGGAUGGAUUUACCAAGAUGGGUCUCCAAAUCAGAAAGGCAACCCUUCUUGUACGUCUCACCUCUCAAGUUCUUGGGGCGUCCAAUUUCUGGCCUUCAAGGACUGUUCUUGAUUCUCAUUGGGCUUUUGACUCUAUUCCUGGCCUGCCUACGCUUCAGCCUCAGCUGCUUCAAUUGCAAGGAACUCAUGGAGACUAUGCGUGAGCAUCGGGAGGAUCAUCUGUGGCGCUCGCACCUGUUCCUGAUCCGACAGAUUUUAGUCUUGCUGCCAAUGGCCACCCUGCUUUUUUGGUGCUACACAUGGCAUGCGUCUUACUAUGAAUGUGGCAGGGAGCUCAGCAAAACGACCCUGGCAUACUUUGAAGGCGGUCAAAUGGCGGAACUAGCUCUCGCUUGUCUUUGGUCCAGCUGGAGCCUUCUUUGCCUCUACCAUGCGCGAAGGAUUCCUAAACCAGGUCGUCACCUCACGAGUUCCUCAUCAAGCCCGCUUGCGCCCAGCCGUGUCUGCGGACGAUGCCGGAGGAACCUUCUCCUGAAGUCUGCCUGGUGUGCACUUUGGUUCAUGCUUGUGGUGAUCCUCUCUUUGCCAUCCUUGGGUUACGCUUUCGUGCAGUCACUGCCCCGAGAGAACAGCUUCCAGAUGCAGAGCACCAGCGUCUUAAAGGCCGUCCAUGGCGGUGCUGCCCUGCUGAUGCUUCUCAUCGUGUACUGGGUGAUGAGAUGA